GUGCUCUGCUAUGCAGAUCUGCGUGGAAGAAGAGUGCGUGUCAAACGCGGAUCGUGUCGCGCCAUUUGCUGCUUCUGGGCUAACUAGCCGCUGACCAGCUCUUGAAAAUGCCUCAUACACAAAGCCCUCAGCUUCCUUUGGCGCAUGACCGGAAAUCGCGCAGAGGGCACUUUGCAUUGCACAGCCUGCGCCGAGCUCUCAGCAUUCCAUAGCUCUUGCGUGCAGGGACCUUGUGCCGCCGACUGCAGGGCCUCAACGAUGAUGUGCAUGGCUGCACUCGCCAUCCUCCGCACACGAGGUCACAUCGCCGUCGCCGUUGCAGGCUAAUUUGAUAAACCUGCUGUCUACGAAGCGGCAACCUAAAGGCCGUUUCUCUUUGUCAACGUGAGGACAAGGCACGUGGAGGACUGCCUUACCGAGCCUAACCUCGCGUUCACAUGGCGGUGGCUAUGCUCGGUGCGUAGAGCUUUGCGUGCAGCUCUUUUCGUCUCUGCUAUAUCGUCUUGCCCUUCUCUCUUCCCUUCCCUUCAUCGUCACACCUCCUCUAUCGUUCGAUUCGCACAGCAUUAUCAACAACGCAAUGGCCGAGCCCGAGCCUGACCUGCCCAAGGCGCAUACGUACACUGCUGCCGGGCUCGAACGCGCACCGAGCGCGGAUCGCGGCAGAAUCACGUAUGCUGACGAUGUGCGACUUCGUCGUAGCAGUACGCAGCAACAACACUUCGACAGAGGUCGUGGUGGCAGUCGUGUCCGCUCAAGAUCGCGAGACUCCUCCAUAUCAAUACGAACGAACCGAAGAAGCAUAGAUCCAAACAUUGUCCUGCCACCGCAGUUCAGAACUCUCUCCUUCGGCAUCGAAGAAGACAAGCGAAGAUUAAGCCUCGCGAAUGCCGCCGAAAAGAAAAAGCCCAAAACCAAGAAGCAAGCCGCACAGAUUGAGAUCGGAGACAUCGAUUACCACAAGUCCUCGCCAGACGAGCUUCUACGCCGCCUCGAAACGUCUCGAAGCGCAGGUCUCUCGUCAUCUGAUGCGGUACAGAAGUUGAAGACCGUGGGCAGGAAUGUUCCCUCGCCACCUGCUUCGCAAUGGUUUCGGAAGACUUUGGGUUACCUCUUCGGUGGCUUUGGUGCUAUACUCUUCGUGGCCGCUAUACUUGUGUUCAUUGCCUGGAGACCUCUUGGCGAGCCCAAUCCAGCAAUCGCCAACCUUGCCUUGGCGAUUGUCCUUGUCAUAGUCUGGCUGGCACAAGCUGCAUUCUCAUUCUGGCAAGACUUCUCCUCCUCUCGUGUCAUGGCAUCCAUCACCCAGAUGCUGCCUGAAGACUGUAUUAUCCUUCGCGAUGGGCAGCAGGUGCGCGUGGACGGCAGAGACGUGGUACCUGGAGAUAUUCUGAAGAUCACAAUUGGUAACAAGCUUCCAGCAGAUGUCCGCUUCUUGGAGGUUUCGUCCGACGCGCGAUUCGACAGAUCUAUUCUGACUGGUGAAACUGUACCGCUCCUCGCAUCUGUCGAUUCCACAGACGACAACUACCUCGAAACUGCUUGUAUCGGUCUUGCUGGCACGCACUGUGUCUCGGGCAGCGCUUGGGGCCUCAUCGUUGAGACAGGAGACAGGACUAUUUUCGGGCGCAUUGCGAAGCUGACGAGCACGCCGAAAGCCGGACUCACUCCACUGCAAAAGGAGAUCUUGUACUUCGUUGCAAUCAUCGUCGGUCUGAUGGUGACAAUGGUCCUCGUCGUGAUCGGCGUCUGGGCUGGGUGGCUGCACAAAGAGCAUCGUGGUUGGAUUACUGUGGCCAACCUGAUCAUUAGCUGCGUCUCUGUUGCAGUCGCUUUCAUUCCCGAAGGGCUUCCCAUCGCGGUCACGGCAUCAUUGACAAUUACUGCAAACAUCAUGCGCAACAAUAAAGUCCUCUGCAAGAGCUUGAAAACGGUCGAGACGCUCGGUGCGGUGAACGUGAUUUGUUCUGACAAAACCGGCACGCUUACCAGGAACGUGAUGACUGUCACCGAUUUUCUGGUCGGCAAGCUCUCAAUAUCUGCAAAUGAUGCUCCAGCUCGAUACAAAACAUGCGAGGGACUUCGGCAGCUAGCUAACACAUGCGCCGUCUGCAACGAUGCCGAGUUCGUCGCCUCCACAAUGGACUUACCCAUUGCUGAUCGCAAGAUCAAUGGUGAUGCCACAGAUUCUGCAAUUCUCCGUUUUGCGGAAGGUAUGAGAAGUGUGUCUGAGCUUCGGGAGUCCUGGCGCUCGAUAUUCAAGGUCGCUUUCAACAGCAAGAACAAGUUCGCAAUCAAUGUUGCCAAGGGCGAGACGUCAGAUAAUCCCUUGCUCAUGAUCAAGGGCGCACCCGAUAUCCUGCUUCCUCGGUGCGCUUCCUAUAUCGACGUGGAUGGCACGGUCAAGAGCAUGACGGAACAGGACAAAAGGACCUUUGAAGGCAUGAAGGAUUUCUGGUCAUCGCAAGGAAAGCGUGUCAUCUUGCUGGCUGAGAAGCCGCUCAAAGACUUGCCAUUCGAUCCCGUCGAACAGCCUCGAGAGUAUGAACGUGAUAUUCUUGGGCGAGCCGCCGGUGACUUGGUCCUCAGCGGCUUAGUCGGUAUUGUUGAUCCUCCACGACCAGAGAUCCCAGAAGUCGUGAGCACUCUACGCGGAGCCGGCAUUCGUGUUUUUAUGGUCACUGGCGACUUCAAGCUUACUGCUCAAGCCAUUGCUGCCGAAUGUGGAAUCAUUACCUCGACACCGAAGAAUAUUGACGACGUGACGCAUCUAUCAUUUGAGGCAGGGUACCUGGAUAGCGCUGGCAUUCCUGAACAAAUGUCAGAGAAAUCCAGUUCUGAGCUCAAGAAGACCAAGUCGAUCGUGCUCUCUGGCUCCGAUGUCGAGGUUCUGGACGAUUCGAUGUGGGACAAGCUUGCUCUUUACGACGAAAUUGUUUUCGCCCGCACUACUCCCGAGCACAAGUUGAAAAUCGUACGAGAACUACAGCAACGUGACCUCACAGUCGGUAUGACCGGAGAUGGAGUCAACGAUGCCCCUUCGCUGAAGGAGGCUGAUGUCGGUAUCGCCAUGGGCUCUGGAAGUGACAUUGCGAUUGAAGCUGCCGACAUGGUCCUCCUCGAUUCCUUUGCAGCAAUCGUCGAAGCUGUCAGAUACGGACGUGUUGUUUUCGACAACCUCAAGAAGACCAUCUGCUACCUCCUCCCGGCCGGUUCGUUCUCGGAAUUCUGGCCUGUCAUGACCAAUGUUUGGUUUGGUCUCCCGCAGAUUCUGAGCAGUUUCCUCAUGAUCAUCAUUUGUUGCUGUACGGAUUGCGCUGCAGCUACAGCCCUGGCAUAUGAAGCUCCUGAAGCUGACGUGCUCAUGCGACCACCACGUAACGCCAAGAAGGAUCGACUCGUCAAUGCUAAGCUCAUUUUCCAGGCAUAUGGUUUCUUAGGUGUGAUCAUGUCUGUGACCUCGUUCGCGAUGGCCUACUGGUACGCCGAGCGUAGAGGCAUUUCUUUCUCUACCCUCUGGUUCGGUUUUGGCGUUCCUCCGGCUGGUAUGAGCCAAGAGCUUUACCUGGACAUUCUCAACACAGCCAGCUCUGUCUACUUCGUCAAUCUGGUUGUUAUGCAAUGGUUCAACCUGUUCGCCAUCCGUACCAGACGGCUCUCGGUUCUCCAGCACCGCAUGAACUGGCUCCUGUUGCCUGCCAUCGCUUUUGCGCUCGUCAUCGCCAUCUUCUUCCUUUACAUUCCCAAAUUCCACAGCGUACUGCAAACGUCUGUGAUCCCGGCGGAAUACUGGGUUUUCCCCAUGGCGUUCGGUAUGGGCAUCCUGCUGCUUGACGAAGGACGAAAAUUCAUCGUUCGCAAAUAUCCCAAGAGCAUUGUUGCAAAGGUCGCGUGGUGAUCACCACCACAAUCCUUGACCAUUUUGUUAAGAGGCAGAGAGGUUAUGCAUUUGAAACGAGGUGAAUGAAAGUAGCAUACAUAGAUACCCUGGGAGGAGUGUUCCAAC
Cercospora beticola is the source of this 4006-nucleotide messenger RNA. RefSeq names its product cation-translocating P-type ATPase. Gene Ontology annotation, biological process: potassium ion import across plasma membrane; intracellular potassium ion homeostasis; proton transmembrane transport. The record is from RefSeq and is a predicted model, not a curated record. Gene Ontology annotation, cellular component: plasma membrane. Lineage: Eukaryota; Fungi; Ascomycota; Dothideomycetes; Mycosphaerellales; Mycosphaerellaceae. Gene Ontology annotation, molecular function: P-type sodium:potassium-exchanging transporter activity; ATP binding; ATP hydrolysis activity.